This is a messenger RNA of Cajanus cajan (pigeon pea), 1980 nucleotides long. Its product is annotated as UPF0481 protein At3g47200. The record is from RefSeq and is a predicted model, not a curated record. NCBI's taxonomy places the organism in Eukaryota, Viridiplantae, Streptophyta, Magnoliopsida, Fabales, Fabaceae.
GUGAUUUUUUUUUUAUUGAUAUAAUUCAUACAGUAUUUGAAAAAUUAUAAUUAAGGACUAAUUAGACUUGUGAGAUAUGAUUUUCGGUGGAGCAUUAUUUAGAGUGGAGCAUAUAAAUUAAGAAUCUUAGUUAUGGUUCCUAAUUUAUCAACAAACACAAUUGUCUCUUCUUCCCACAUUUGAAGAGUUACAAAAGUUCCAUUGAGAAUUUUGAGAGUGAUCAUAUUCAUAUUUUUCGGUGACUCUUUCAGGCUAGGCUAUGUCCGGAUCUGGAACCAGUGAAUCCGAUUCCAAAUUGGGUGGAUGGGUUUCUUCUAUGAAAUUGUUGUUGGGGUUUCUGCGAGAUGAAGCUCUCGGUGUGAAAGCAUGUAGCAUUUCAGGAGUUCCGGAACAGUUUCGAAAAUCGGAAAAGGAAUCUGAACCUUACAAGCCAAAGGUGGUAUCCAUAGGACCCCUCUACAAGGGAAACAAAAGGGACCUGCUACACAUGGAAGAGAUCAAAUACCGUUUCAUGCACUCUUUAUUUCAUCGAACCACAGACCCACUUGGAUCCUUCGACGAAUGCAGCAAAAUCAUUCUUCAUUUAGACAUGUUAGUCCGAACAUUCUACGUGGACGACAUCGAAUUCAACAACUACGACCUCGCCAAAAUCAUGUUACUCGAUGGCUGUUUUCUGCUUGAGCUUCUCAUCACCAAAGCCGAGGAAUCAGAUAAUGAUUUUAGAGCUUUACAAAGCCUCUCAGGCGUACCUCUUCAAAUAAAGAGCCACGAGUUCAAACACUCCUUAGCCGAUGUAAGAAAAAUGAGUGAGGUCCUUUUGGAUUUGAAAUUACUCGGAAACCAGAUACCUCUCUUCGUUCUCAUUUUGCUCUUCCAUAUACUUUUUGUCCCAGCUGAGAUUGACAGUGAUGGGUUAAAACAUGUUCGAAAAAUCAUCAACGCCCUUGCCCUGUUUCUCUUUGGCUGUACUCAUUCCGUUAAUGUGACAGAUUGCCCUAAUGCAGCACACUUACUCGACACCGUGCACAGUUUCGAAACAAAGAAUGAAGAUGGAAAUAGAAUUGCUCCGGAAAGCAAGCAUCAUUUGAAGUUGAAAUGCUGUGCAUAUAGGUUCUUAUCCGACGGGAUUAAAAUUACGCGGGCUGAAGAUCAUAGCUUUGAUUUUGAGAAUGAGGGCGCUAUAUUUGGUUGUUACAAACUUCUCAAAAAGGGAACCUUGGAGAUACAGCGUCUGAACAUCACUGAAGAAAAGGAAAUUGAAUGGCGGAAUUUCGUUGCAUGGGAGCAGAACAGAAUUACGCAUGAAAAAUACGUCGGUGGAAAACAUGACCGGACUAGCUGCAGAUUCAGCGAGAUUGCUGUGUCGCUCAGAGGUUUGGUUUGCUGUGAGCACGAUAUCAAACUGCUUUACAAAAGUGAUGUUUUAGAAACCCAGUGGAGCAAUGAGGACUUGAUGAAUUUCUUUCGUUCACUCGCCCGUGGAAUUCAGAUUGAUACUAAUAUGGUCGACAAGUACGAUGAGAUGAUUCAGACCUUAAAGGAAAAUCCGGAUCACAGAAUAAACUUUAAAUUAUUUUGGCUUUGGCAUAAACUCAAACGAGUAAUGAUAAACGCAAAGUACGAGCUCAGGGAAAUGUUUGCUACUUUGAAACGCGACCACACUCCCACAGUGUGGAAAACUAUCGGAGUAAUCGCCGCGGUCGUGCUUCUUUUUCUCACCGUUGCCCAGACUGUUUUUGCAGCCAUUGGCUUGUAGUUAUUUCUUUCUUAUUUGUACUUAUAAAAAGAAAAGAAAAAAAUUAGUUGCUUCUUUUGUCAGCGAGUCCUAGACUAGUUACAUGCAGUAUUUUCACAAAUUUGCAGUGUGUGAUGUGUAGAGUGAUUGUAUCAGUUGCUUUUAUCUUCCAAUAAUGUUUUGUUUUGCGUCUUGGCAUAGCUCAAGUCAUGUUUGCUUUCAAUUAAUCAAUAUCAAUCCUGUGU